UCUCACACUCCAUUUCUUUGGCAAAGAGAUUCCCAUUUCCAAUUCCAAGCUCCUUUAAUGGACUCCAAAAAGCUCCUCUUCUUCUCUCUCCUCUCUUUCUCUCUCCUCCCAGAACUCUAUGGGGUGAUUCGGGUUUCCGCGGCCGCCGGCCACCGCGUACGGCGGAGCAGCCAGAGUCUCGGAGGAGUCGAGCUCUCGGCCGGUUCCAAAGUAUCUGGGAGUGAAGUCUCCGAUUCCGUACAAAUGGCGGAAAGUAGGGUUCCGGCAACUGAAGAACGGGAUGAACUUCGCGUACGGCGGCACCGGCGUGUUCGAUACCUUCAUUCUGAGCCCAAACAUGAGCACUCAGAUCGACUUCCUCCAGCAGCUGAUCGACGAGUCGACGUACACCAGCCAAGACUUGCAGUCCUCUGUGGCGCUCAUCUCCCUCGCCGGCAACGACUAUGCCGUCUACCAAGCCACAAACGGCUCUGCUCAGGGUUUUCAGGCAUUUAUAACCAAAGUGGUGAAUCAACUAGAAGUGAACCUGAGGCGCAUCCAUGGGCUGGGGGUCCCAAAGAUAGUGGUGACUGCUUUGGAACCACUGGGGUGCCUUCCCAGCAGCACAGUGGCAUCCUCCUUCCAGCAGUGUAAUGCCACUGAGAAUCUGCUGGUCAACUUCCACAAUCUGCUGCUGCAGCAAUCUGUGGCAAAGCUCAACAGUGAACUCAAAAAUGGCACUUCAUCCACUUUCAUCCUUCUUGAUCUCUACUCCUCUUUCAUGGCUGCUCUCAACAACAAAGGAGACCAUCUUGGGAAUGUGAAGUUUGAGAACCCAUUGAAGCCAUGUUGCGUGGGAAUAAGCAACGCGUAUUCAUGUGGGAGUGUGGAUGCAAAUGGGGAGAAGUAUGCAAUAUGUGAAGAUCCAAAAGCAGCAUUUUUCUGGGACGAAGUGCACCCUUCUCAGCAGGGCUGGUUCGCUGUCUACUCUGCCUUGGAAGCAAAUCUAAAGCAGCUUUAAGUUUCAAUUCCUUUAGAGAUCAGAUAAGUCAUCUCAUACUUUGACUAAGACAUUUCAUUCAUUCAAUGCUCAUUUCUCCUCCCUCUCAUGUAAUUUUCAAAUAAUAUUUGGCUUACUCCCUCUGCCUCUGCUCUCUGUUUUACUUGUAUGUAAUCCUCUCUCUCUCUCUCUCUCUCUCUCUCUCUCUCUCCCUCCUGUGUGUUUAUGUAAGUUUCUGUCUUCUUCUUCUUCUUCAAGUUCAUAGCCAGUGGUGUAACUCUGUCGGGUCGGGUCGGUUUUCAGGCAACAGAGGAAAAACAAUCAUUGCUAAUGUUUGUUAUUCCUCUAUCUCUGUGUAUGUGUAUGAAACUUUCCAUCUUCUAGCUCAAGUUCGUCUCUAAUUUUUGUUUUCUCAAUCCUUUUUAUGGUUUCAUAUUGAAGUCUCUGGCUAUCUGAUGUGUUUAAUACAAAUUCUCUCUUAUUGGUCUAA
Molecule: messenger RNA, 1469 nt
Organism: Momordica charantia (bitter melon)
Lineage: Eukaryota; Viridiplantae; Streptophyta; Magnoliopsida; Cucurbitales; Cucurbitaceae
Source: RefSeq, a predicted model, not a curated record